Molecule: messenger RNA, 2649 nt
Organism: Arabis nemorensis
Lineage: Eukaryota; Viridiplantae; Streptophyta; Magnoliopsida; Brassicales; Brassicaceae
Source: the annotation of a GenBank genome assembly
AUGCAGACUACACUGUCAUCGACUCUCAUCUCCAAAGCUUUAUCAUCUUCAUCAAACCUCAAAGAGCUUCGUCGAAUCCACGCACUUGUAAUCUCUCUAGGCCUUGACGGCUCCGACUUCUUCUCCGGCAAGCUUAUCGACAAAUACUCCCAUCUUAAACAACCCAGCUCUUCACUCUCUGUUUUCCGGCGAGUUUCUCCGGCGAAAAAUGUCUACCUCUGGAACUCUAUCAUCAGAGCGCUUUCUCAGAAUGGUUUGUUCUCUAAAGCCCUCGACUUUUACGAGAAACUCCGGGAAUCAAAGGUUUCUCCGGAUAAGUACACGUUUCCUUCCGUCGUCAAAGCUUGUGCUGGAUUGUGUAAUGCGGAGAUGGGAGAUUCGGUUUAUGAACAGAUAGUGGGACUGGGGUUUGAAUCUGAUGUAUAUGUAGGCAAUGCACUUAUUGAUAUGUACUCGAGGAUGGGAUUGUUGGGUAGAGCACGACAAGUGUUCGACGAAAUGCCUGUGAGAGAUAUCGUGUCCUGGAACAGUUUGAUUUCCGGGUUUAGUUCCCAUGGUUACUAUGAGGAAGCCUUGGAGGUUUAUCAUGAAUUGAGAAAGUCUUGGAUUGUGCCGGAUUCUUUCACGGUUUCAAGUGUUUUGCCUGCAUUUGGGAAUUUGCUUGUUGUCAAAGAAGGACAGGGACUUCAUGGUUUUGCGGUGAAGUCAGGUGUUGAUUCCGUUGUGGUCGUUAACAACGGACUACUUGCGAUGUAUCUGAAGUUUAGCAGAGCGACGGAUGCAAGACGAGUUUUUGAUGAGAUGGUUGUUAAAGAUUCGAUUAGUUACAAUUCUAUGAUCUGUGGAUAUCUCAAUUUAGAGGUGUGUGAAGAAUCUGUGAGGAUGUUUUUGGAAAAGUUGGAUCAGUUCAAGCCAGAUACGAUAACAGUUAGUUCUGUUCUCCGUGCCUGUGGACACUUGCGAGACUUGCGCUUAGCAAAAUACGUUCAUGACUAUAUGCUGAGAGCUGGAAUUGUGCUAGAAACUACUGGGAAUAACGUUCUAAUUGACAUGUAUGCAAAGUGUGGUGACAUGAUCUCGGCAAGAGAUGUGUUCAAGAGCAUGGAAUGUAAGGAUAUUGUUUCGUGGAACUCGAUAAUCAAUGGAUAUAUACAAAGUGGAGAUCUUUUGGAAGCCAUGAAACUCUUUAAGAUGAUGACCAUCAUGGAAGAGAAAGCAGAUCAUAUCACUUAUUUGAUGCUUAUAUCUGUCUCCACUCGUUUAGCAGAACUGAAAUUUGGGAGAGGGCUACAUUCUAACGUGACAAAAUCUGGAAUCUAUUUCGAUCUCUCUGUUAGUAAUGCUUUGAUUGAUAUGUAUGCAAAGUGCGGGGAAGUAGGAGUGUCUCUGAAGAUAUUCAACAGUAUGGAAACUCAGGAUAUGGUAACAUGGAACACGGUUAUUUCUGCAUGUGUUCGUUUUGGAGAUUUUGCCACCGGUUUGCAGGUAAUUACUCGAAUGAGGAACAGCGGAUCGGUGCCUGAUAUGGCAACUUUCUUAGUUAUAUUGCCUAUGUGUGCUUCACUUGCAGCUAAACGACUAGGCAGAGAAAUCCAUUGUUGUCUUUUGAGGUUUGGAUAUGAAUCUGAGUUGCGAAUAGGGAAUGCACUAAUUGAAAUGUACUCAAAAUGUGGUUGUUUGGAGAGUUCCUUUAGAGUCUUUGAACAUAUGAGUAGAAGAGAUGUUGUGACAUGGACAGGAUUGAUCUAUGCAUAUGGAAUGUACGGCAAAGGUGAGAAAGCUCUUGAAGCUUUUGCUGGUAUGGAAAAAUCCGGUAUUGUUCCCGAUAAUGUCGCCUUCAUUGCCAUCAUCUAUGCUUGCAGCCACUCUGGUUUGGUAGAAGAAGGCUUGGUUUGCUUCGACAAGAUGAAAACUCACUACAAAAUCGAGCCGCUGAUCGAACACUAUGCUUGUGUGGUUGAUUUGCUGUCCCGGUCACAGAAAAUUUCGAAAGCCGAGGAGUUUAUCCAAGCAAUGCCGAUAAAACCUAAUGCUAGCAUAUGGGCAUCUCUGCUAAGAGCCUGUCGAACAAGUGGGGACAUGGAGACAGCGGAAAGAGUGUCUAAGAAGAUUAUCGAACUGAACCCGGACGAUCCAGGUUACUCGAUUCUAGCAUCAAACGCGUAUGCAGCCUUGAGAAAAUGGGACGAAGUGAGUCUAAUCCGCAAAUCCUUGAAAGACAAACACAUCAAGAAGAAUCCAGGAUAUAGCUGGAUCGAAAUCAGCAAAAAAGUUCACGUGUUCCGUGCAGGAGAUGAUUCAGCUCCUCAGUCCGAAGCCAUCCACAAGUCACUUGAGAUACUUUACAGUCUGAUGGCUAAAGAAGGGUACAUUCCCGAUCCACGAGAAGUGUCACAGAAUCUAGAGGAUGAGGAAGAGAAGAGACGUUUGAUCUGUGGGCACAGUGAGAGGCUAGCCAUCGCUUUUGGACUGUUGAACACAGAACCAGGGACGCCGUUGCAAGUGAUGAAGAAUCUUCGUGUCUGCGGUGAUUGUCAUGAAGUCACGAAGCUGAUAUCAAAGAUAGUGGGACGUGAGAUAUUAGUGAGGGAUGCUAAUCGGUUCCAUCUCUUCAAAGACGGCAUUUGUAGCUGCAAAGACCGGUGGUGA